Mycosarcoma maydis (corn smut) is the source of this 2052-nucleotide messenger RNA. RefSeq lists its product as uncharacterized. The record is from RefSeq and is a predicted model, not a curated record. Gene Ontology annotation, molecular function: protein binding. The transcript has a single exon. Bases 1 to 2052 code for a protein of 683 amino acids. NCBI's taxonomy places the organism in Eukaryota, Fungi, Basidiomycota, Ustilaginomycetes, Ustilaginales.
AUGACAAGAGGACACCUUGCAUAUGGAGCAUUACCAGAUCGACAGCAGCAGCAGCAGCAGCAUCACCACCACCAACAGCACCUGCAGCAGAACACGCAUCGACUCCGGCGCCCGCAAGCUGUCACCCCUUCUGCACUGCUACGUCUACCGACAGAUAUCUGGCUGCACAUCUUUGUCCACCUCGCAUCGCACGCAGCACCAACACUGGCAAAACUCGGCACGACGUGCAAGCACCUGCUCCAGUUGGUCGACCAACAUGGAUGGAAGCAAGUGCUUCACCUCGAGUACAGCAGCGUUUCCAUCAGUCGACUCGACCAGUACUACCAGGACUAUGCACAUCAUGCUCGCCCUUGUCGUAAGGCGAUUCGGUCGCAAUCGUGGUUCGCCUGUCGAUACGCUAGCUGGCUCGAAAAAUGCUGGUUCAACGUGAUGUUGAGACCAGGUUCGGUCUUGAUCCCGUCGGCCGAGCGCAGGAUCGCCAAUAAUCACGGUGCGCUUGGCAGAGGCGCACGCUCUCGAUCAGAUUUUGCUAUCCCUACACUUACCCUGGGAACGCGGUGGAUCGUCGUCGGUGUGAGGUCAGAACUCUUCAUCUAUCCCGCAAGACCAGCUGCGGGCAAGGAAGCCCAGCCCUUGGCUAAGAUCAGACUGCACAGUCAUGUUCAGAGCGAUGGACAGAGUACCAGUGCGGACAGUUCAACAUCGGACGAUCCAUGGCAAGACAUCACCGCACUCAAAGCACUCGACCCGGACGCCAGCGUAUUGGCAAUUGGAUAUGCGAACGGGUGCGUACAGGUUGUUGCACUCACGUCAAAAGAUGGCAAGCGUGACAUACACGCCGACGUGGUACACCAUUUCGCCUCGGCGCAACUGCCAGUACGACGACAAGAGGUGGCAGCCAUCUCGGUCCACCGCGGCUGCGGCGCUUCGAAAGCGGAUGCUUUCAAGGACUCAGAUUUCAUAGCAUCAAUCACCAAACGUGGGCACUUGCAGAUCCACACUCUUGCCUCUCCAUGCGAGCACGCUUCGGACCAGCGCACAGUCUCUAGCUGGCAGAUUGAUUCGCAAGGCGAUGCUGCUCCAACCGACGGCUCUCCUCCAGACUCUUGCGGCACCAAUACGCCAGCACGCUCCAACUUUCGCAGCGCAGCUUUCAACAACGCGCCUCUCGCACCGCCUCAAAAUGCAGCAGCGCCCACUGCGUCUUGUAGCACUCGUGCUUGGUCAGUUCUGCUCGGAAACUGCACCGUGCAGAAUACGAGCUUGACAUGGAUAGCUAUCGGGAUGACGGCCGAGCAUGCAGUGCACAUCUACCCGCUCUCGCAUCACGGCGGCCGUGUUUCGCUCGCACAGCCAUUCCACGUGGCGGGCACGGGACAGCGUACGUCGGUGUAUGCCAUGGCCACACCACCGGCCGAGUCGAGCCUGCCGGCAUUCCUGCUGUUCGUGGGGUUCUACAGCGGAGAGGUGCGCGUGUACGAUAUGCGCAAGCUGCUGGAUGCCGAGCAUGCCGAGGGUGACGGCUGGACGCGGACGGACGAGAUGCACGAAGCGCUGCCGUCCAACGAGCCAUGGCAUCGACGACGGCGAACAGUGAGGCGUCGAUUGGAUCCCAUCGCCAUUUUCAGGGAUGAUUACGACAUGACUGCGAUCUACGGACUCAGCUUUGGCGGGCCUCGUGCGACGUGGCUCGUAGUGGGCGGUGCUCAAUUCGCAAAGAUGAGGGUGUUUGACGUGGGCAUGUUGGCCAAUUACGAGGUGCCCUUGUUGGCGGCUCCGGGUGAGCAGCCGGCAGACACGAAUUGGACUGUGUUUGCGCUCACCAAAACCAAUACUCCCCUGUACCAUCUGGUUGCACAGGCGGACAGAGUCGUCGGCGUCACCGAUACCAGACUCUGGUGGCUCGAUUUCGGUUCGUCCAUCUUGGAUCACCAGCCAAGCGAGCAUUGUUCACCGGCACGUGCUAAGGCCGCGUUACACACAGUGGCGUACUUCCGACACUCCGGAGGCUGUCUCUCCACGACUCAGCCCGUGUAUCUCGCGAGUCCAUGA